GAAGUUAUUCUUUGUAUGUGCUCGUCAAUUCUUCUAUACGAAAAAUUGUUCAUUUUUCGAAAGGUUUAAGACAAAAAAGCGUUUAAUCACAAUGGUAAAAUGUUGAGGCCUAUCACUCAGCCACGGACAAUUGCAUUUCAUUUUAAACGAGAAAAAAUAUGUUGAAAAAUGGAAAAAUCCAAUUAUUCCGACAUCAGUUUUUGUUCCUAUUCAAGUGCUCGCAAGUGUACGUACAUCUGUGUGUAUAUAACAAGCGAAAUUAACAGUUAUUCGUGGACGCAAAGAAAGGGUUGCCAUCAAAUAAUGCAAGAUAUACCCUAAGUAUGAAAUAUUUUCAUUGACUUAUGGUAUAUUUACAUUCCCAUACAUGGGAGCAAAUGUACAUACAUACAUACUUAUGUUACUUGUGCAUUUAUGAGUAGAUAUUCGUUUAGUUUUAUAAUAAAAGAUUUAGCAUAAAAGAUAAAGAAUAUGUUCAGCAACCACGGAUUAAUAGUACUUAUGCUGUUAUGUGCAUCUGUAUGUAUUAAAAAAUUGUUGAAUAAUAUCUAAAUGUUCAUCUGUAAAAAGGUGCAAAAUUUAAUCCCAAACGAUAGUAUAUUUUAAGAAGAAUUUAUUUUUCAAUUUAAAUAUUAACAAAUACACACCAAUAAUAAUUGGAAGUGAUGUGGUUUUCUUAAUCUGUGGCUAUGCGCAAUAUAUGCAUUUAUCUAAAUACAAUUAAAAUCCCGCAUAAAUUAUUUGCUUUGUGAAACUACUACACAUGAAAAAAUGCAUGGCAAUCAUGGUGCCAUCUCAUUUCGCUCAUCAUGGCUUGCUUUGUCUUCAUCUGAAAUCAGUCGGGAAAUUUCGUGCUUCAACAGACAAAAUAACUAAAAUUGUUAAAUAAAUAAGGAAUUGAUUAAUACGAACGCAAAUGUUGGUAAAAGUGAAAAGUGGGAAUGUGAUAAAACUCAUUGAUAUAAACACAGAUACCAGAGCGAAAGAUGUGCUUGAUUUCAUUUGUUCAAAAUUCGGCAUUGCGUACAAUAUCACAAUAAAAUUUCUGGACCGGGAUAAAGUUCCAAUAGAGGAAGACCAAAUAGUAUCUACAAUUAAGCAGUUUGGAAGUUUUUCCUGUUUUUUGCUAGAAAUUUUAGACAAAGGUGACGUUUUGAAAGAUACUAUUGGAAGCUGUUUAAUACCAGAGUGGUUUAUUGAAAUCAAACCGUUUUUACUUCUCCUACGACUACUACCUUCAUUUACACAACGCUCAAAGGAAAAUAAACAACAACGACUAAACUUCGAAUCAACCAUCAAUAAAUUUAUAAAUUUUCAAAAUAUAAAUACACCCAUAGACGACUUCGAAUUAAACAGCAAGCAGCCCACAAUCGUAGCAUCUGGAAAAAGUAAGGAGGUAAGUAAGGAGGAAAUUGUUCAGUAUUUUAUUUUAAUUGACGGUAAAGCUUUACAUGUGCCUAUAACAUAUACUUUCAUUGAGGUAUUUCAUUUAUAUUUUAAGUCAUUUUAUGUAUUCCAUAUAGAAUUCGAUCCAGCAUUGUCAAACUUUUUAAAAUUUUUUUCUAAGUUCAUUUACAAAGUUGAACCGAAUGUAAAGUGUUCUAAUCGAGUUCUUGAGAUCUAUCUGAAAUUCAAAAGCAAAAUUGAUGCUGAACGAUCAGUAAUUUAAAAAAUGGGAUAAUUUUGUUUUAUAUGUAAGAAACUCGGUAGGGAGAAAAAGUUUUAUAAAUAGUACUAAUCUAAAUGAAAAUGUAAAAUUUUGUCUAUCAAAGGUUUUACCAGAAUACGAAACAUGUAACAUAUAUUCUUCAACUUGGGUUGAAUAUAAAUACGGAUAUCGUUAUAGAACUGACUUUAUGCUUUAUUUGAAACGAGAAAAAGAAACGCUUAUAUUUGCACAAAUAAAAGAUAUUUAUAUUACUAACAAUAAUAUAUUAUUUUAUGUUCAAUAUUAUACUACCACAACUUUUAAUGAUGUUCUUAAUAUUUACGAGGUGUCUCCUUCGAAAAAUAAGGAGGUAAUCCCCUUUGACAACCUGAAAUUUAAAAAGCCUUAUGAUUGCUAUCAUAUUAAUUCUAAUAUAUACAUAAUAAUAACGGAUGUAAUUUUUAUCUAAAUAGUAUAUGUAAA
Bactrocera dorsalis (oriental fruit fly) is the source of this 2131-nucleotide messenger RNA. RefSeq lists its product as uncharacterized. Lineage: Eukaryota; Metazoa; Arthropoda; Insecta; Diptera; Tephritidae. The coding region runs from base 917 to 1669 and encodes 250 amino acids. The transcript has 5 exons. The record is from RefSeq and is a predicted model, not a curated record.